AUGAUACAUAUUGACAAUUACAGAGGUAUUGACUAUGUUGUUGCUAAUAAUGAAAUCUCUGGAAGAGCUCCAGAUCUUCCCUAUUUGAUAAAAACAGAGGAUAAAGAUUUAGCAGGAUGGAGUGUUCUUGAUGUUGGAACAGGCAAUGGGCUACUUCUUCAAGAGCUUGCUAAACAGGGGUUCUCUGAUCUCAUUGGAAUAGAUUAUAGUGAAGGAGCAAUUAACCUUGCUAGAAGCCUUGCUAAUCGUGAUGAAUUAAUUGAUGCUAUUGGUCUUCAUCAAGAUGGACCCAUCAAAAGGAUUAUGUAUUGGGAAUCUAUGUCAAGACUUGUAGCUCCUGGUGGACUAUUGGAAGAGCCAGUGGAUAAGACAAAACAUUGGGGUGAUUUAGAGGAAGAAGAGGAGGAAGAGGAAGAAGAGGAAGUGGAAGAGCAAUAUGAGGAAGGGGAUUUGGAAGAUGGCAUUCAAUCAGUUGAUACCCUUUCAAGUAUCCCAACUGGUGUUGAAACUCCAGAUGUUAUUGACCUCCGCAAACAGCAAAGGAAGGAACCCGAGAAACCUCUGUAUCAGGUAAUUUUUGGAAGAGUUUCAAAGGGGCUGCACAAAUUCUUGAGAAGGGUGGAUAUUCCCUUUUUACCCCUCAUUAUAUCACAUGGUAAUUUUUGGAAGAGUUUCAAAGGGGCUGCACAAAUUCUUGAGAAGGGUGGAUAUUCCCUUUUUACCCCUCAUUAUAUCACAUGGUAUUGUCCUCAGGCAUUCACGAUUAGUAAACAGUGUAAAUCACAGUGUAUAAAUCAUGGAAGGUAUUGUGCACCUGAUCCUGAACAGGAUUUUAGCACAGGGUAUGAAGGAAAAGAUUUGGUUAUUGAAAAUUUGAGACAAUUGUGUGUGUUUAAAGUGGAAAAUGAGAGUGGAAAAGCGUGGAUUUGGUGGGAUUAUGUUACAUAUUUUCAAAUAAGGUGUCCCAUGAAAGAGAAGUAUAAUAAGGAGUGUGUUGAUGAGGUCAUCAAAUCCCUAGAACUUGAUUUGGGAAAGAUUGAGAAGUGUAUGGGAGACCCUAAUGCGGAUUCUGACAAUAUUGUCCUUAAAGAAGAACAAGAUGCUCAAAUUGGGAAGGGGUCAAGAGGUGAUGUAACCAUAUUGCCCACACUUGUGGUUAAUAAUAGACAUUACCGAGGAAAGUUAGAAAAAGGUGUUGUUUUGAAGGCCAUUUGCUCUGGUUUUGAAGAAACAACUGAGCCUGCUGUUUGUCUUAGUGAUGGUGUGGAAACAAACGAGUGCUUGGAGAAUAAUGGUGGUUGCUGGCAUGAUAAAUCCACCAAUGUCACUGCAUGCAAGGAUACAUUUCGUGGGAGAGUUUGUGAGUGUCCUUUGGUUGAUGGAGUACAAUUCAACGGAGAUGGGUAUACCUCAUGUAAGUUGGUUGAAGGAUACUUGCUUAGAGCUGCUCAAAGAAACUCAGAGUGUAAAAAGCUUGCAGAUGUUCACUUUUCCCUCAUUUGA
Lactuca virosa is the source of this 1503-nucleotide messenger RNA. Lineage: Eukaryota; Viridiplantae; Streptophyta; Magnoliopsida; Asterales; Asteraceae. The record is from the annotation of a GenBank genome assembly.